GGGUGACACCAGUGCCUUGACGGCUGCAUGGCUGGCAUCGUUGAAUGGAGGACACCCAUGCAAAGCCUCAAAGAGCUCCAAGGCACAAAGCAAUGCCACCGCCGCCGGACUUUGUGAUCUGCAAAGUGUUGUGCCGGACAGCCCAGGCCGCCCAGGCGAAGCGUUCGCGAAGUCAAGCUUGUUCUGCAAGGCUUCCGAACAUGUCCUCCUUCCUGCGGCAGGGCUGGAGUCCGAGACGCAAUGUCUCAGGAGCGGAACCAAACAAUUUGCAACCUGGGAGUCGCAGGUGCAAGAGGUGGUUUUCGGGCGCGCUACGGAUGGCGAGCCGGGAAUGGAUUUCAUUGGACGCUUCAAAGGCUCUGCUGGACAGGGUUCUUGGGAACGAGCGUGUGAAGAGGCACGCAUGCUUCCGACGUCGCCUUCGGCUCGGCGAUUGGGACUGCGAAGGUUUCCCCCUGCCAGACGAAGGAGCGAGUCCCAGGAGGUCUUUGUGCACAGUGAAGGUCUUGUUUCGCCUCCGGUUGUGUGUGGAGUGGAGUCAGAGUUUCAGGGCGUGUUCAAAGACAUGGCAGGAAAGCCUUCCUGGGUACUGCCACUGGAGGGCAAACGAACAGUGGCCAGGGAAAUGGAGAUGCCAGAGGCACCUCUCCGCCUGAGCCACUCGCGAGGCCAGAAACCGACCAAACGCACUUGGCUGCGACAGAUGGAGGCCAUGCUGCGCUUAUCUCAGGGUUGUCGCGCCCGAGGCGCCCAGAGGCCGCCUCUUUGUGGAUGA
Molecule: messenger RNA, 775 nt
Organism: Cladocopium goreaui
Lineage: Eukaryota; Dinophyceae; Suessiales; Symbiodiniaceae
Source: the annotation of a GenBank genome assembly